Messenger RNA from Mycotypha africana, 222 nucleotides. RefSeq lists its product as uncharacterized. The transcript has 2 exons. Lineage: Eukaryota; Fungi; Mucoromycota; Mucoromycetes; Mucorales; Mycotyphaceae. The record is from RefSeq and is a predicted model, not a curated record. The coding region runs from base 1 to 222 and encodes 73 amino acids.
AUGGCUGAAGGAAUUAAAAUUGAUCCAGCUAUUGAACGCUGGGCACAUAUGCGUGAAAAUACACACUUAUAUUUCAAAUGGAAUAAGAGAACAACACGCAGAUCUUUAUUAUGGGGUGUUGCUGUACCCGUCGCUUUAACAGCAUUAGCCUACUCGACUGAUCGCAAAUGGAAUUUUACUGUGGCUCAAACUGCUGAAGACCUCACACCUUCAAAGAAAUAG